AUGGAGGCUCUUAUUCCUGUUAUAAACAAGCUGCAGGAUGUGUUCAACACAGUGGGCGCCGAUAUUAUCCAGCUGCCGCAGAUAGCAGUAGUGGGCACUCAGAGCAGUGGUAAAAGCUCUGUGCUGGAGAGCCUGGUAGGCAGGGACCUGCUGCCCCGUGGGACUGGCAUCGUAACCAGGCGACCUCUCAUCCUCCAGCUGGUCAACGUGGAUCCUGGGGAUGCUAGGAAGAAUGAUGACACCGACAGAGAAGGUGAAGAAUGGGGGAAGUUUCUACACACCAAAAAUAAGAUCUACUCAGAUUUUGAUGAAAUCAGGCAAGAAAUUGAAAAUGAAACGGAGAGAAUAUCAGGGAACAAUAAGGGGAUCAGUGAUGAACCCAUUCAUCUGAAGAUAUUUUCUCCUCACGUUGUCAACCUCACACUGGUGGAUCUGCCAGGAAUCACUAAGGUGCCCGUGGGUGAUCAGCCUAAGGACAUCGAGGUUCAGAUAAGAGAUCUAAUCCUGAAGCACAUCUCCAACCCCAACUGUAUCAUCCUGGCUGUCACGGCUGCUAACACAGACAUGGCCACCUCAGAGGCCCUCAAGGUGGCCCGCGAGGUCGAUCCUGACGGCCGGAGGACCCUGGCUGUGGUGACCAAACUGGACCUUAUGGACGCUGGCACUGAUGCUAUGGAUGUGCUGAUGGGCAGAGUCAUUCCUGUCAAACUGGGCCUCAUUGGAGUAGUGAACAGAAGCCAGUUGGACAUCAACAAUAAGAAAUCUGUCGCUGAUGCCAUUCGGGAUGAACAUGCCUUCCUGCAGAAGAAAUAUCCAUCUCUCGCCAAUAGAAACGGAACCAAAUACCUGGCCAGAACCCUCAACAGGUUACUCAUGCAUCACAUCCGGGACUGCCUCCCUGAGCUGAAGACACGGAUCAACGUCCUGGCAGCCCAGUACCAGUCCCUGCUCAGCAGCUACGGCGAGCCAGUCGAGGACCAAAGCGCCACCUUGCUCCAGCUCAUCACCAAGUUCGCCACAGAGUACUGCAACACCAUCGAGGGCACGGCCAAAUACAUCGAGACGGCAGAACUGUGCGGUGGAGCCAGAAUUUGUUACAUAUUCCAUGAGACUUUUGGCAGAACAUUGGAGUCAGUGGAUCCUCUGGGAGGGCUGAGCACCAUUGAUAUUCUAACUGCUAUAAGGAAUGCAACAGGCCCGCGCCCUUCCCUGUUUGUGCCUGAGGUUUCCUUCGAGCUGUUGGUGAAGAAGCAGGUGAAACGCUUGGAGGAGCCCAGUUUGCGCUGCGUGGAGCUGGUCCAUGAGGAGAUGCAGCGGAUCAUCCAGCACUGCAGCAACUACAGCACACAAGAGCUGCAGAGAUUCCCAAAGCUACAUGAGGCCAUUGUGGAAGUUGUCACCUCCCUCCUGAGGAAGAGGCUUCCCAUCACAAAUGAGAUGGUCCAUAACUUGGUUGCUAUUGAGCUGGCCUACAUCAACACUAAGCACCCAGACUUUGCAGAUGCCUGUGGGGUCAUGAAUAACAACAUAGAGGAGCAAAGGAGAAACAGGAUGAGAGAGCUGCCCGCUGCAGUGCCCAGGGAUAAGGCCCCCUCAGCAGGACCACAAGGUGAGCAGGACGGCACAGGGAACUGGAGGGGGAUGCUGAAGAAAGGAGAGGAUGCUCCGGGCUCAGGACCUGGAAGCCCCCUUAAAGGAGCUGUCAACCUGCUCGAUGUGCCUGUUCCAGUUGCCAGGAAGCUGUCAUCACGCGAGCAACGUGACUGUGAGGUCAUCGAACGCCUCAUCAAGUCGUACUUCCUUAUUGUGCGCAAGAACAUCCAGGACAGUGUGCCGAAGGCAGUGAUGCACUUCCUGGUCAACCAUGUGAAGGACAGCCUCCAGAGUGAGCUUGUUGGCCAGCUGUAUAAAUCUGGCCUCCUCAACGAAUUGCUGACUGAAUCGGAGGAUAUGGCCCAGCGGCGCAAGGAGGCCGCCGACAUGCUACAGGCGUUGCAGAAAGCCAGCCAGGUGAUCGCAGAGAUCAGGGAGACACAUCUGUGGUGAAAAACCACCUGACAGAGCUGUACCUGAUCCUGUCGGUCUGCUAUCUCCACCUCAUGCCUAACGGACUGACUGCACUCAUCAUGUCUGAACUUGAAGUUUUGGAUUAGUAACCAUGAAAAAGCACUGGUAUGAUCCCUGCCCCAAACGUAGGUAUCAUAUAGGCUCACGGCUACCUGAAAGUAAUGUAAGUUAAUUCAAGUUGUUUAUUUAAAAUGCUCCAGUAAAUACGCUUUGUGUUGUCUACAAUAUAUGAAAAUGCACUGGCUCUGUUAGAUAAUGUUCAAGAUAAGAUUUUAGAAACUGUAGCUGCCACCCACUGCUCCUAGAGGAGAUAAUGAGGGCAGCCAAAGGCAAAGCGCUGCUCAUUUUUGACACACUGAGGUUAACCAGUAUGGAAAUGGACUUUGGUGUAAAGUAGAAAUGAAAGUUUUGAUGCUAGUUUGGCAGCUCCACAAAGCCUUCUGCAAAUGUUUUAGCUCCAGGUUAUAUAAAAUCAAAAAAAAUAUUAUUCAUCCCUUCAACUGCAACCUUUUCAUUUAGGAAUAGCUGUCAUUUCUCAGAAACCAUGGAACCUCAAAAUCAUAGUGUAACAAUACAGCAGGGAUUGGUUCAUUGGAUUAAAGAUACAUAAGAUGACUCGCAGCACCGUAGCUCUGUGUACAUGCUCCGUCACUUUAAUUUUUGCACUGUUGUCACCACACUGUACUCUGUAGAAAGACCAGAAUCUUGACACUGUAAUGCCACCAGAACUUUUAUUUAUUAAUGUGUUUAAUGUAUUUAAGUGUGCGGUUAAUGUUAUGAUGAGCACUAUUACAGCUUACUGCAGUAAGUGAUUUAAUUAUGUUUACAUAUCGCGGUCUACAUGUGAAAAUUAUGGUGCACUGUGGUUCUCUGUGUAUGGUCCCCAAAAGAAGAAUAAAUUGAGGUAUU
Messenger RNA from Scomber japonicus (chub mackerel), 2976 nucleotides. RefSeq names its product dynamin-1-like protein. The transcript has 18 exons. The record is from RefSeq and is a predicted model, not a curated record. Gene Ontology annotation, cellular component: cytoplasm; membrane; microtubule. Lineage: Eukaryota; Metazoa; Chordata; Actinopteri; Scombriformes; Scombridae. Gene Ontology annotation, biological process: mitochondrial fission; mitochondrial fragmentation involved in apoptotic process. Bases 1 to 2046 code for a protein of 681 amino acids. Gene Ontology annotation, molecular function: microtubule binding; GTP binding; GTPase activity.